Molecule: messenger RNA, 1343 nt
Organism: Liolophura sinensis
Lineage: Eukaryota; Metazoa; Mollusca; Polyplacophora; Chitonida; Chitonidae
Product: scavenger receptor cysteine-rich domain superfamily protein-like
Exons: 10
Coding region: 93-1343 (416 amino acids)
Cellular component (GO): membrane
Source: RefSeq, a predicted model, not a curated record
CAGGUGGAUUGUGAAAUAAGUUCCUUCAUUUAGAGGUUCGUGUUGGUAUUCUGCUAAGACGACAUCUACGUCCGCGACAGACGGCAUAAGAAAUGAUUCCAGCAUGGUUUUUCAGACAAGGUUGCGUGUUGAUUCUACUCAUCAGUGUUGCAAAUGUAUUCUGUUCCGAAAUUUCACCCGCAGGACCCCUCAUUCGAAGAUCUACGUAUUUUGGUAACUUGCAAGUCUACGAUAACAAUGAAUGGAAGAAUUUAACCGUGUCUUCGUUAGGCAUUCCGGAGCAGAAGGUUUUAUGUCGGCAGUUAGGAGAUCCAGCUGACUGGACAUAUUACCACAAUAAUGGCUUUCCAUCUACUAAUCAUCUGUCCCUUGAUAUCACCUGUGUGGGCAAUGAAACGAGCCUGUCUAAGUGCCCAACUGUCAGAAAGUCAUUCACUCAGAGCAACGAUAGACAGAUAUACCUUCGCUGUGAAAGAUUAAGCUUUCUGUUAGAAUAUGGAAAUGCAAGGGACGGGCUCGUCGUGGUGAGUGAUUCAGUGCACAAUUACCCCGUGUGUGUGGAUAACAUAUUUGACGGGAUUAUGGCUAGAACAGUUUGUAAGAGUUUGGGUUUAAACAGCUCGAGCCCCCUUGUUAUGUACCCGAAUAUCUACAAGCGGAGAAUCACACGUGCUAUCAAGCUUAAAUUAACAUGUUCAGAAAAUAAGACUGACUGUGAAUUUCAUACGACGAAUACAAAUGAGUUUUGUGAGGAUUCAACCGGUAUAACAUACUUGACCAUUGGGGCAGUCUUUUGCAAGGACGAAGCCUUGGAAUACCGAUUAUCUAAAUAUGAUAACGAAACUAUUGGGAGACUGGAUGUCAAUAUUAGCGGUGCCUGGGGACCUGUGUGCGACACGGCGAACGACAUAGGAUUUGCUCAGAUGGCUUGCCAUGCUAUGGGAUCACCCAGUACGGAUGCACGGUAUUACACCGGACUAUACAGUGGCGGGGACUUUGGCAGGCAGGCACUCAAUCUCGAGUAUUGUAUACCCAUGAAAGGAUCAGAUAGUGGUUUCUGCAAAUACAGCAUGAUUGGUAACCCGUGUGAUAACCAAGGGUACCUCGCCUUGUCAUGUGCAAAUGCUACAGAAGGGCAGAUUCGGUUGCUCACCCAUACAACUGGUACAGAUUCCGGCACAUUACAAAUUUAUCACGACGAUGAAUGGCUGGGUAUUGGAGUUAAUUCUUCCGAAGCAUCAGCUCUACAGGUGGGCUACUGUGGCUUGCAGAACUCUCAACAUGUCUACAAAUGGCGUAGAUGUGAUGAUCAGGAAACAAACUGUCGAGGUGUGGCUGAAUAA